Molecule: messenger RNA, 1967 nt
Organism: Salmo salar (Atlantic salmon)
Lineage: Eukaryota; Metazoa; Chordata; Actinopteri; Salmoniformes; Salmonidae
Biological process (GO): regulation of transcription by RNA polymerase II
Molecular function (GO): DNA-binding transcription factor activity, RNA polymerase II-specific; RNA polymerase II cis-regulatory region sequence-specific DNA binding
Source: RefSeq, a predicted model, not a curated record
UCCGACUGCACUGCACUGCUCAAAAGGUACAACUCCGAUAUAGUCGUUUCGGCACUCUCAUUGACGUUACAAAAAUUCCUCACUUUGUGGGCUUAUUUUCACGGACAGAUUUAGGGCAGAGUAAAACCUCUCGCUUCCUCUCUGGCCCAAUUUUGCAGUACGUUGCGCCGGAUGUCAUACAUUUCAAUAGGGACCGUCCGCAUCGCAGCAGCACCUUCCGCCCGAAGGCUCCUUGCGAAACGAAUGCUGCAUACUUUGAAUUUUGACAAACUCUGCGACUUCAGUCCGGCCAGAGUCCAUUGUAGAACAGGAAGUUACCAAACCACAGAAGAGGAAAAUAUUUGGUUUUCGGCAAUUGGUUAAUGGGAUAGCUAGCAAAUUGUAAACAAUUAGCCAUUCCUUGACUUGCUAAAAAGUUAUAGAAACAAGUUGAGGAAAAAUAAUCAAAACGAAACAUGUUUUAUUGUCACCUGAAAUAAUGUUUCUCCUGUUUUGAAUGAAAAUGUCAUAUUUUGCGAUCUCUGACGAAAACGGUCUCUCCUCCAUUUUGCGGUACAAACAAACGGUCACUACACUUCUCCGUCCAGUAGCGGGGCAAGACUCAGUGAAAAGGACGAAUGGCCAAUGGAAUAACGUUCGUUAGAUGGAAUCUAACUUGUUUCCUUGGCUUCAAAUGCGUUAUACCGUGUGCAGACUUUCAACUAGUCACUCCUGCCGUUCCCCCUGAGCAGCAGAACUGUGAGCAGGACUGGAGCCCCAGUCUAGAGCAGGAGGACCCAGAACCCACACAGAUUAAAGAGGAACAACAGGAGCUCAGACUCAGUCAGGAGGACCCACCUCAGCCCUCACAUCUUUACCUAAACCAAACUGUGGAUGAUGGAGAGAGGAACGCUCUACCUAUCAUCAUAACUGAAGAGAUCAGAACAGAACCUGAUGUAGAGGGCUACAGAGUACCACAACCAACCAGUGAUCAGCCUCUCUCAGUUCAUCCAGACUGCUCUGCUGCAGUGGAGAAACUAUAUCAGUGUAGACUAUGUGGCAAAAGCUUUACACAUAAGGGAAACUUAACCUUGCAUUUAAAGAUACACACAGGAGAGAAACCUUAUCUGUGCAAACAGUGUGGCAAAAGCUUCAACCAGAAACGCGACUUGACCAUCCAUACAAGGAUACACACAGGAGAGAAUCCCUAUGAGUGCAAACAAUGUGGAAAAAUGUUUAACCAGAAGGGACACUUGACCGUUCAUUCAAGGAUACAUACAGGGGAGAGACCAUAUCAGUGCAAAGACUGUGACAAAGCCUUCAACCAGAAGAUAGAAUUGACAUUGCAUAUGAGAGCUCAUACAGGGGAGAGACCAUAUAUCUGUCCUGUAUGCAGGAAAGGUUACAUCGCAUUAAGCUAUUUAAGACUUCAUCAGCGUGUUCACAAAGGGGAGAAAUCUUACCAGUGCAAAGAAUGUGACAAAUGCUUUGGUUAUAAACAUCGCCUAACAUCACAUAUGAGCACUCAUACUAAAGGGCAUAAAUGAUAUUACUACACUGAGUGCAAUAAUACCCUGAAAUGAAAACAACAAAUUAAUAUUUUGUCAUUGUGAAUUUCUUAAUACGUCCAACUUCUGAAUAAUUAUGUUCUGUUUUCUGACAAUUAACAACAGAACAAACUGAGUAAUGUGUGUUGAGGGGAAAUCACCAGUCAGUAUCAGAUUGGUAAACUGAAUCUAGCUCUCACUUUCAGGGACCUAUCCUCCAGGACACUGCUGGCUUCAGGAUGUCCUCACCGCUGUAUCUAGCAGAGCACACACUUUUCUAAACAACAGGAGUUCCUAUUCAAUUGUUUAAUAAUGACAUACAGGAUAUCUUCUAUCUGUACUGAUGGCUGCAUGUUAGAAUAUUGAAGUAGCCUAUUACAUUUUUGUUGACAAUCUAUAUAAUGCAGCAAAUCAUUUGUUUAAAUAAAGUCAUUUUUUCAA